Megalopta genalis is the source of this 1930-nucleotide messenger RNA. The record is from RefSeq and is a predicted model, not a curated record. NCBI's taxonomy places the organism in Eukaryota, Metazoa, Arthropoda, Insecta, Hymenoptera, Halictidae.
AACGAUGGACAACGUAUAGCCUAGAUUUAAUUAACCGGACGCGCACCCCUUUCGACUAUCUCCGUAACCCAACGAAAUUUCCCGUGCCUCAAUCAAAUUUACAAGUAUGUUCGGAAGACAAUUAUUUUUGGAAUCCGUGGACGAUCGGAGCGAACAAUGGAGACGCAACGAGUGCCUUCGGCAACUUGUGACUAUGCGAACGCAGCAGGGACCACCAAUCGCUCAGCUGACAAGAAUGCCCUUAUCCAGAAAUGAUGGAUUUACGCUUGAUCUUAACCUUAUUGUCCUCGAUGAUCCCUAUCUUAGAGCACCUCGAAUAAACACAACCGAUCAGUAUUUACUGGAAUACAUCAGACAGAUGGAAGAGAGAUAUGCGGCGAUGGAAAGAGAACUGACGAGAACCAAGAUGAUGCUACCCUUAAUAUCGCGCAACACGGUUUCCGCGCAUCAAUCGUCGCAGGCGAACGUGAACUGGAAGGAAUGCUCUCUCGCGAAUAAAUACGGAUCGAACGCUGGGAAAUCAUCGGAGAGUCGAAGAGGAACCAUGGUUGGUGCCCGAGAUUUCAAUCAAAACCGAGAGAGAACGAACGUUUUCUCGAGGAGGAUGCGUCACGCGAGACAGGAAGUAGACUCGACCGUGGAUCGCACGAACUGGAGGAACUGCGGGAAUUCUUUCCAGAACGACGUUUAUCCCAUAAGAGAUCCCGCGAGUCACGGAUGCAGGCCAAGAACAUGGGGCAACAAUUCCGCAGCCGUCUGCUCGACGCACAAUGUUGCUAUGAUCAUUCCGCAAGACCCAAUAUCGCCGCCUAACGUUUCGAGACACGACCAAACUCGUCCGAGACCCGACGUUCGUAAAUACUUCUCGAACGGAUAUACGAACGCACGUUUACAAGCGGACAACAAUAAUAUUUUGGAAGCUGAUAGCAACCGCGACGCAGCUAAGAUGUUCGACGGUUCUGCGAAAUCCUCGAUCGCCAUUAACACGCAGAAGACGCAGUUCCUCGUGAAAACUGCGUUGAUGGAAGCUUGCCAAAGAUCCGACGAGAAACAGGAACCGGAAACGUCGCGCUGUAUUGACUCCGACGUUAAACACGAGGAUUAUAAGCAGGCCGGGUUUACGGUAAACGGUUCCAUAUUACCAACAACGGCGGAGCCGAAACUUCGCCGCGAGAACUCUGAACGGAAACCGGCGAGCACCACGUCAGCAGGAUCGAGCGACGAUCUCGCGGAGAAGCGUGCCUUGAAACGCAUCAAGUACUUCGAAAACAGUUUCGCGCGACGCGAGGAGAAUCGUCUCGAGAAGUUGCAGCAAGAGAGGAUCCGGUCGAUGAACGAACAGGCAAGAAAUUUAGCGAGAAUGAUUCAGAGGAAUGCUCGCGCACAGAAAAGAGUGCCGACCCCGAGAAGCAACGUGCACACCGCUUGCACUCCCAUGAUGCAACCUGUGUUAACGAAUCAGAUGCUGGACCCGAACGGAAUGACCAUUCGAUUGCUACGAUUAGCGGUGUUGCUUUACGCCCCGGCACUGCUGCCAGCUCUGAACUCUUUGAUUGCCCAACAAAGUAGUCAAACGACGAUCCCGAUACCGUGUUUCGACGGCUCGAACGACCUGUUGACUCAACUUCUCCGAGUGUUGGGCAGUCAACAACGCGUCCCCAAUCUGUCGUACACAGCGAGUCCACGAUCAGAAGAAACUCCGCAAAAUCCCCGCGUUGCAUCAUCGAGUUCACCGCGCACUAUGUCUAAUCCAGAACCGGGAUUCCAGAGACAGCCCGAGGGAGAAAGCAACUUUUCAACGAACCGGCCGGGAAUAAAUCCAGUCGAUGCAUCCUCGGACAAUCGCGAGGUUUCGAAUGAUUUUUCUGGCCAGUGCAACGAGAGCUGCGCGUGCGAGCGUACGGAGGAAAAUUAGCGCGCUUUCGGCAAC